UAUUAUUAACAUAUGCCACAUCAGUCUUACAUACAACUCUAGUCAAAGGGGUUGCUUCAAAUCAGCUUACAAAAUGGAAAAGUUCGUGUGCGUUUUUAUGUGUCUGGUUGCUUUGUGCUGCACCGCCUCGGCCCUUAAAUGUCACGAAUGCGAAAGCGACCAAUUAAUCGGAUGCGCUAAGGAUGCCAAACCCAAAGAAAAGACCUGCCCCGAUGCUCCACAAAAUUCAAUGGCCGUUUGUACAUAUAAAGUAUUUUUUGAAACAGCGAAAAGCGCCUAUAAAGUGCGUUCUAACUGUGGAGUUAUUCAGGCGGAUGCCCCUUUAAACUCAAAAAGUCAACCAGAUUGUAAUAAUCCGGCAGGUGGAACUGAAGUGAAGGAGUGCCGAGUGUGCAACAAGGAUUUCUGUAACGCAUCCUCCGUUUUGGGAUCAAGCACCGUCAGCUUCUUGAGCCUUCCUCUGAUGUACUUCGCCACCAAAUAUUUGUUAUACUAAGUCUUGUUCAUUUACUUUAAUUAGAUGUGAUGUAGUUUAGAUACUAGCACUUGAUUGUUCUAUUUUUGAAGGGAAAGCUGUAUGUUCACCUAAUAUCAUCAAUAAAGAUUGCGAAAAAAA
Photinus pyralis (common eastern firefly) is the source of this 616-nucleotide messenger RNA. RefSeq names its product U-scoloptoxin(05)-Er3a-like. The record is from RefSeq and is a predicted model, not a curated record. The transcript is spliced from 3 exons. NCBI's taxonomy places the organism in Eukaryota, Metazoa, Arthropoda, Insecta, Coleoptera, Lampyridae. The coding region runs from base 74 to 496 and encodes 140 amino acids.